Messenger RNA from Drosophila virilis, 6545 nucleotides. NCBI's taxonomy places the organism in Eukaryota, Metazoa, Arthropoda, Insecta, Diptera, Drosophilidae. The record is from RefSeq and is a predicted model, not a curated record.
CUGUGCGAGUGCAAAUUAACCAAAAUCUACAUUUCCGGCUGCCUGUCCCCAAACCCACUCCAUCCCCCCACCCCCCGUCGCUUCAGGAGCAACAGCAUCAACGCCAACUAUCGCCUGCUCGCUCGCACGCACAAUUGGCAACCGGCAGCGUUACCGUUACCGUUAGCGGGCCAAGUGGAAGCCAGAGUCACCCGGUUUUGAGUUCGAGCUGCUUGCUGGGAAGGCCUCACACACACGUUUUUACACACACACAUCUACACUGGAUUCAUGUUGAAUUUUCAUAUCAUAGCGGGCAUAAAAAGGCUUAACACUGGACCGGAAGCGUGUUUUUAAAGGGUGAUGGCGGCCUCCACUCAAGGAGAAAUACGAGUGGGUCCCGGCCACCAGGUAAACGAUGUCUAUGCAAAACUGCCCGAUUAUAAUCCAAUCUCAAGCUUCCCCGUUGACAAGGAAACCGAUGAACGUGAACUAGAGGAAACAAGAUGGAGUCCUGGCGUUGUGGCCGAUGGCGACUUGUUAAUGUUUCUGCGUGCGGCACGCUCCAUGGCUGCAUUUCAAGGAAUGUGUGAUGGCGGUUUAGAAGACGGUUGUUUGGCUGCCAGUCGCGACGACACAACAAUUAACGCACUAGACGUGCUGCACGAUUCUGGCUACGAUCCAGGCAAAGCUCUACAAGCGCUCGUAAAGUGCCCCGUAUCAAAGGGCAUUGACAAGAAGUGGACCGAGGACGAAACGAAAAAGUUCAUCAAGGGUCUACGACAAUUUGGCAAGAAUUUCUUUAGGAUCCACAAGGACCUGCUGCCACACAAAGACACACCGGAGCUGGUCGAGUUCUACUAUCUGUGGAAGAAGACGCCCGGUGCCAACAAUAAUCGCCCGCAUCGGCGACGCAGACAGAGCGCCUUGCGUCGCAAUCGUGUUACGCGCGCCAACAAUACACCUCCCAAAAAGGAGGACACCCCGGAACCACAAGCUGCGACGACGGCGACGGCGGCGGCGUCGGCUGCAGAGACGGCGAAUCGCUCAUCGCCCGCUGUCUCCAAGGAGGAGAACAGUUCUCUAACCGAGGACGACGCCAGCGAGUGUGACAGUGAUUCGAGUCUGACCAACAAAAGGGAUGAAUCACCCUCAAGGAUGAGGACGAGAAACAAACAACAGAACAACAACAACAACAACAACAGCAGCAGCGCCAGUGCAGCUGGUGGCGGUGGCAACUCCGCUGCUGCUGCUACUGCUGCCUCCUCCGUCAACGCUUCUGCCAACAGCAGCUCCGCCAAGGAUCAAUCCUCGGGCUCAGCGAGCAACAACAGCAACGCCGUGGCGAACGGCAAGCGACCCAAACGGGGCUCCGAUACACCGGAUGCUGCCGCUGCCGCAGCAGCCGCUGUUGCCGGCGACAGUCCCAAAACGCCCACCAAGAGCGUGGCCGAGGGAUCCGGCAAUAAGCGCAAGGGCGGCAAGCAGGACACGCCCAACAAGAAGAAGCGCACCGAAACGGAUACCAAUAACAGCAGCAGCGAGCAGGCCAACAACAGCACCGAGGACAACAUCAAGGAGAAGCAGCGCAAGCGACCGGACAGUCCAGUCGAGAGCAUGAACUCCGACAGUCGUCCCGACUCUGUUCUGGACGAUGGCGAGUCGAAUACAACAGACACGGAUGGCCGCACAGCGGAGCAGCAGUCCAGCAAGGACAGCAAGGAGAUCAACUGCAAGGAGGAGAGCGGCGCUGUGACGCUGUCCGGCGAUCUGGACUCCAAGUCGGAGGUCAAUGAGAAAUCGAUCAAAACCGAAACGUCCUGCGCGGAAGACAACAAAGAUGCCAUCAAGAACAUGGAUGAGGAGACCAAUAUUCAAGCGCCCAGCAGCAUACAGCCACUCAGCAUCAAGCCCACGCACGUGGAUGGUCUGCUAAAGGACUCCAGCUCCUUGGAGGCACCACAAGCUGCUGUUGCGGUUGCACCGAUUGCAAUGAAGGUGCCCACAAUUGCCACCGUCGAGGCGCUCAAUGCCUCUGUCGACCGUGAUCGCAAGGAAGCCAUUGAGAAAAUGGAGAUAUGUGAGAAUGAAGCGGCUGCACGUGAUCCCGAUCUGCUCAAGAAGCUCGCUAGCAUCAAGCAGGAGACAUUGCCUCAGCAGCAGCAGCAGCAACAACAACAACAACAACAACAACAACAGCAGCAGCAACAACAACAACAUCAGCAGCAGCAACAGCAACAGCUGGGUGUGCCGCCAGUGUCAGCUGCCUCGGGGCCCAUGCAGGAGGCUGUUUACAUUAAAAAGGAGCCCAUGGAGGACUCGAUGGACGCCACAUGCAAUCAAAACAGCAACGAGCCGCAGGAUCUCAAGGUUAAAAUCGAAAUCAAAAACGAGGAUCUGAAAAUAAAUGCCAGCGGUCUGCCACCAGUCAGUUCCGCGGCGCCGCCGCCCAAUGCCCAACUUGCUGGCCUGCAUCAUGGCGCCGUGGAUGGUGUCAAUGCGGAGCCACUGCAUCUACAGCAUAUGCCACAUGGACCAACGCCGCAGGCGCCCGCCGGUUAUCUAAUCGACGGGCAGCUUAAGUAUGGACCACCCGGGCAACCGCCUCCACAGCCGCCGCCGCAGCUGCACAGUGAUCCGGGCAGCGGUGGGGUAGCGAGCGCAACGCCUCAGAAAUAUCCUGGCGAUAUGGAAAUGAAGUACAACGAGGCGGCCGUCAAAUUUGAGCCCAGCAGCGGUAAAUUUGCGCCACAGGAGCUGAAGUAUCCGGUGCCACCGCAACUGGAUCCGCUCAAGUACAGCCAGGAGAUUCAGGCAGCGGCUGCCGCUGCGGCAGCUGUGGGCAAAUACGACAUGAAGUACAUGAUCGAGCAGCAGGGCAAGUACCCGGUGGAGCUGGCACCGCCCAAACCGGGCUACCAGGAGGCGCUCAAGAUACCCGAUGUAAAGCCGGGCUUUGCCCAUCUGCCGCACAACAUUGGCCCGUCGUUGGACGGACCCGGUUCGCACAAAUAUGCGCCGUCAGCUCAGCCCGGCCAGCCGAUGGAUCAGCAGCCGCCGGGCGCGACACCACCGCCCGGCAUUGCCAUGCCCAAGCCGCAUUAUCAGCACGAUGUGCAGACGCCACCGCUGGGGCGACCCUUUGAGCCCGCAGGCCUCAUGCUCAAGUAUGGUGAUCCAUUGGCCGGCAAAUAUGGGCCGCCACAGCCGCAGGAUCUCAAGUAUCCGAUGCCGCCCGUGUCCGCUGCCGGCGGCGAGAAUCUGAUCAAAGCCUCGCCAUAUGGCCCGCCGCCAGAGAGUCCCAUUGACGCCUCGGCGCGCUCCACGCCCGGCCAGGAUAGCCAGGGCAGCAAUAGCAAUAGCAAUUCGCAGCCGCCAUCCUCACAGCCGCAGCAGUUCCAGUCGCCGCAUCCCUCGCCGCACAUGCCUUCGCCAGCUGGCGGCGGUUUGCCACCUGGCAUGCAUCCACAAAAUCUCAUCUCCCCGCACAGCCAUGGACCGCCGCCGAAUAGUGGCGCCGGUUCCGGUCCAGGUCCACAGCCGCCAACGUCGCUGCAUCAGCCGAUUAGCAGCACAAUGUCGGGUCAGGGUGGACCGCCCAGUCUGCAGCAUGGACUGCCGCCGGGCCCGGGUGGCCCACACGCACAAAUAUCGGUCGCCAAUUCGCUGUCGGGCGUCGUCUCAUCGCUGGGCGCGCCCACGCUUUCCACAAUGGCGCCCUCGCAUCCCAUGCACCCGCACAUGCAUCCGCACCAGCAUCCGCAUCUGCAGUCGCUGCAGUCACUGCACCGACCGCAUCCCGAUCUGCCGCCAUCCAUGCAUCCGCAUGCGCCCAUGGCCAUGUCGCUGCAGGCGCCAGGUCCGCCGCCACCGCACAGCCACGGCCAUCCGCUGGCGCCCGGCCACGGACAGCAGCAGCAGCAGCCAGGACCGGGUGGUCCAGCUGGCACAGUACGCACGCCUUCGCCGGCGCAGCAGCAACAGCCGCCGCCGCGUAGCCUGCACGAGCCGCUGCCAACAUCGCGUGAGCCGCCCGCCUCGCACACAUCGACGGCGCCAACGGGGUCGAUAAGCGGCCUGAGCUCCGGGCCGGGACAGGGCCAGGGACCGGGACCAAUGCCACAUCAGUCACCGCACGCGCAUCGCACAUCACCGCUGCCGGGUCUGGCGCAUCCGUCUGGCCUCAUAGGCCAUCCGAUGCCCAUACAUCCGCACUUGGCGCACCUGCCACCGGGUCAUCCGGCGCACGCAGCGCUCGCGCAUCCCGGCCAUCAUCUGCUCUCGCAUUCGAUAGCAGGGCUGAGCCAUGGCGGCGGUCCCAUUGCGCUCUUGGCGGGUCCCGGUGGACUGGGUGGCCUGCCCGAGUCGGCGCUCAGUCGACGCACACCGCCUAGCCAUCUGUCGCACCCGCAUGCCUCGUCAGCGCCCUCGACGCCGCACUCGGUGGCCAUCUCGACGAGCAUGUCGCUGACCACCACACCCAAUACGGUGCCAUCGUCCGCCUUUAGUCGCGCCAGUCCCAGCGUGCAACUCUCCAGCGGUUCCGCUCCAGCUGGCCCUGGCGGCAACAGCAACAGUGGCACGCCGAACAACUCGUCCGCAGCUGCCGCUGCUGCGGCCGCGGCCGCUGCACAUCGCGCCGCCUCGCCCGCUUCCAGUGUGGGCAGCCUGAGUCGCCAGAGUCCGCUGCAUCCUGUGCCGCAAUCGCCGCUGAGUCAUCAUCCCUCAUCGUCGGCGUUGUCCGCCGCGGCGGCGGCCGUUGCCGAACGGGAUCGGCAUGCGCUGAUGCGCCAACAGUCGCCGCAUAUGACGCCGCCGCCAGUGUCCAGCGCAUCGGGUCUGAUGGCCAGUCCGCUCAGCAAGAUGUAUGCACCGCAGCCGGGUCAGCGAGGAUUGGGUACUUCGCCGCCGCCGCAUUUGCGACCGGGCGCCUCGCCGCCGGUUAUACGCCAUCCACAGAUGCCGCUGCCGUUGCCGUUGAUUGCACCAGGCGGUGGCAUACCGCAGAUUGGCGUGCAUCCUGGUCAGUCGCCGUAUCCGCAUCCGUUGCUACAUCCCUCGGUCUUCUACUCGCCGCACCAUCACAAUCCCUUCAACUCGCCGUACGGCUAUGCGCCCUAUGGGCCUGGCUUCCCUGCCUAUAUGAAGCCGCCGCCACCAGCCGGUCCACUGGAUCCCGCCGCUGUGAUGGCGGCCCAUCAUGCUGGAUUGUCUGGUCCGCCGCCGCAAUCGCGUCAGGAUGAACAGAAUGCAGCAGCUGCCGCCGCGGUGGCUGCUGAAAAGCAACACGCGGCGGCAGUAGCCGCUGCUCAACAGCAACACAAGACGCCGCAGCAGCAGCAACCUGGCGGUCCGCAACAGAAUAAGCCGCCGACGCCAAAGACGCCGCAGGGACCUGGUGGCAUGAGUGUCGGCAUGGGCGGGCCAGGCACGCCAACAGGUCUGCCACCUGGUGCCUAUCCGGGCUCUCACCUGGCCGGCUAUCCGCCGCCGCCGCACUCGUCGCCGUUUGCGCCGCAGGAUGGACAGCAGCAUGGCAUGAAACCGACCUCGCACAUGGAUGCGUUGCGAGCGCACGCGCACUCGGCCAACUCUGCGGGCAUGGGCGGUGGACAUCAUCCGACAGAGCCAUUGCCCAUUGACAUUGAGCCGGAUCCGGAGCCGGAGAUACCUAGCCCCACGCACAACAUACCGCGCGGUCCCAGUCCCGAGGCGAAGCCCGACGAUACCGAAUGCCAUCGCUCGCAGUCGGCCAUCUUUGUGCGGCACAUCGAUCGCGGCGACUACAACUCGUGCACGCGCACGGAUCUGAUCUUCAAGCCGGUGACCGACUCGAAGCUGGCGCGCAAGCGUGAGGAACGCGACCGUAAACUGGCCGAAAAGGAGCGCGAGAGAAGACAGCAGCAGCAACAACAGCAGCAGCAACAACAACAGCAACAGGCAGCUGCCGCACAACAGGCUGCACAGCAGGCGAAGCUAAAGGCCGAGCUGAAGCCGCCGUAUGCGGACACGCCGGCGCUGCGUCAAUUGUCGGAAUACGCGCGUCCACAUGUCGCCUUCAGUCCUGUUGAGCAGAUGGUGCCUUAUCAUCAUCCAAUGGGCCCCAUGUAUAGCCGAGAGAGAGAAUUGGAGGAGAUUAAAAAUGCACAAGCGGCUGCCGCGAGUCAAUCGCGACUGGAUCCACACUGGAUGGAAUACUACAGACGUGGCAUACAUCCCUCACAGUUUCCGCUGUACGCGAAUCCGGCCAUUUCACAAAUGGAACGCGAGCGCCUGGGCAUACCGCCGCCGCAUCAUGUUGGCAUGGAUCCGGGCGAGCAUAUGCCGCAACCACCGGAGGCCGGUUUCCAACUGCCACCGAAUGUUGGGCAAUAUCCGCGCCCAAAUAUGCUUAUACCUAGGGAGCCGCACUCGGACGUUUUGCUGCGUAUGUCGUAUGCGGAUCAGCUACAGUAUUUACAGGCCGCCGAGUUUCAACGUCAAUCGCUGCACGAUCAGUACUUUAGACAACGGCCCAGAUAAGUGGACUAUUGGCCAGGCAGACAGAAUCCCAAAAGCAACUGAACAAA